GUAUAAAUCUUCUUCGAAUUAUAAACGAACCCACAGCGGCGGCUUUGGCGUACGGUCUCGACAAAAACUUGACAGGAGAAAAAAUCGUGUUAAUCUUCGACUUAGGUGGCGGCACUUUCGAUGUGUCCAUCCUAGCCAUUUCUGAAGGGUCCCUUUUCGAAGUAAAAUCAACAGCUGGCGAUACGCAUUUGGGAGGAGAAGAUUUCGACAACCGUUUGGUUAACCAUUUCGCGGAGGAAUUCAAGAGAAAAUUCAGAAAGGAUCUAACGAAAAAUCCAAGGGCGUUGAGAAGGCUGAGGACUGCUGCCGAGAG
This is a messenger RNA of Leptinotarsa decemlineata (Colorado potato beetle), 313 nucleotides long. Its product is annotated as heat shock protein 68. Lineage: Eukaryota; Metazoa; Arthropoda; Insecta; Coleoptera; Chrysomelidae. The record is from RefSeq and is a predicted model, not a curated record. Gene Ontology annotation, molecular function: ATP binding; ATP-dependent protein folding chaperone.